AUGGCAUCUUCUAGUUUUCUUGCAGUCUUUACGAUUGUCCUUUUAGUACUGUUCUUCGAUGGGAUGGUGCCCAUGCAUGCAGCUUCCCAAAACGACAUCGUUUCCACCAUCUGCAAGAAAACUAGAAACCCUUCUUUUUGCUUUAACGUGUUGAAAUCUGCUGGCACUACAGACCUAAAAGGGUUGGCCACCUUCACCCUGAACCUCGCCCACGACAAGGUUGCUAAAACCCGUGCCCUCGCCCAGUCCCUGGCGUCCAAGGCAGUCGAUCCCAAGCUUAAGGAGCGAUAUGCCACCUGUGCUGAAGAGUACGACGAUGCCGCCGGCGACAUCGAGGAUGGGAAGAACGACUUGGGGAAAGGUGACUACAAUGGCGUCAACAUUAAGGCGUCUGCAGCCAUGACGGAGGCCGGCGAUUGUCUGGACAGCUUCACGCAGCCGCCGAAGGACCGAUCGGCGCUGUCUGGCAACGGGAAGACUGUGGAAAAUAUUUGUAGUAUCAUCUUGGUUAUAGCCAAUCUUCUUCUUAGGCGUGCCUAA
Messenger RNA from Cucurbita pepo subsp. pepo (vegetable marrow), 540 nucleotides. The record is from RefSeq and is a predicted model, not a curated record. NCBI's taxonomy places the organism in Eukaryota, Viridiplantae, Streptophyta, Magnoliopsida, Cucurbitales, Cucurbitaceae.